GACAGGUCCUGAAUCCGCUCGACGCAAGAUGUAACGAGGUUCGACCAGAUGCCAUCUGCGUGAGCCAGUUGAAAAACGCAAGAGAAGUAGACAAGGGAAUCCUGCAGGAAAGACCUGAUGUUAAGAUAUUCUUGCCGUUUAGGUUCCACGUGUACACGCCCGAUGACUUGUUCAUGCCCAACACGUACAAUAGGCAUUUAGUUGCCCCUAACGGCGAUCACGUGAUCAGUUUGAUCGACGAGAUCUCGCACAUGUCACCCCCCGCACCACCUCUAUCGCAGUACGAUGACAUCAAUCCGGAACAGUUCUGCAACGGAGACAACAGGCCUGCUAACUGCGGACAGAACUGCAUGUGUACGCACAAGGUGGACAUCCCGCUUAACGCCAUCGUCGAAGUAGUACUUGUAGAUGAAGUACAACAGCCCAACUUGAGUCAUCCCUUCCACUUGCACGGUUACUCCUUCAACGUGAUUGGUAUCGGUCGGUCACCUGACCAAAACGUCAAGAAGAUCAACUUGAAACACGCCUUGGACCUCGACAGACAAGGUCUGUUACACAGGCAGUUCAACCUGCCGCCUGGCAAAGAUACCAUCGCUGUACCAAACAACGGAUACGUUGUACUUAGAUUCAGAGCUGACAAUCCAGGAUUCUGGCUCUUCCAUUGCCACUUCUUGUUCCACAUAGUCAUAGGAAUGAACCUGAUCUUCCAAGUGGGUAGUUUAAGCGACUUACCCCCCGUACCGCCCAGGUUCCCAACGUGUGGCGACCACACCCCAGACAUCUCUUUAGACAUAGCCAAUGAGUAUAUAAAGAACUACAAGAAAUAGAACGUGUAGCUACGUAGGAGAUUUUAGAUAAUGCGAUAGAAAGAUCUGUGGGAUACCUCAAGCAUCCGUAUUGUGAUGAACGGCUUUUGAUCUUAUUACCUUGAGCUCAUAUGAAGGUCGAGAUGCCCGAUAAGAAUGUAAUGUAUAGUACGCACAGUCACUGCCUUUUCGUGGCGUUUUUUAUGUUUCGAUAGAUGUUAUAUGGUUUGUCUUUCAGAUUGCGGCCCCAUUUUUACUCUGAUAUUGAGAAAAUGCAAUCUUUGGGCUCUCUCCUCCAUUUUUUCAUAAACUCUCAUGGUCCGUAAUGUUUCUGCAAUAAUGUAGGUUGAGUUUCAUUAGCUAGCUUUGAUGUUAUUUCUACUUUGCCCUUGCUUUUUAUCCGCUUUCCUCUUUCGCAAUUCCAUUCCCUACUUUUUUAGCUAUUCUACGAUGUUUUUGCAGUAAUAUAAAUUAAGUUUUCUUGUCUUUGAUCACAGUGGACAUUCCUUCUUCCUUGUACUUUCUCUUCAUUUUCCUCUUCUUUUUUCCUCCUCCCAUUCUUUUACCUAUUCUUUUCUCCGUUCCUAUUUUUCUGCUAUUUAUCCUACUUUUCAUCGUUCUUAUUUUUCUGAAAGCUUUCUCUCACAGAUAAGACAUAUUUCGUUCCUCUUUUCAAAUCAUCUACAUCUCUAAAGGAUAUCAUUUACCAUUUUCACGACUCGUCUAAGACGUUGAUAUUUAGCAAUAUAACACAACUAUAGUAUAUAGUUUCUGGCAUUCUUUUACCUUGUAUCUAACUGUUUCUAUCUAUAUGACUUGGUUAAUACUUCAUCUUAAUUAUAGUACUCACACUUGGAUAUGCUGUCACUUAUAUUACGUAGCAUAUAACUUCUCAUUUUUAUUUGUAUAAAUGACAGUACCAUAGGCUGAAACCGUGGGUGUUCAUUGACUCGUUUUUUAUUUAUGUUCUAUCAAUUAACAGUUUAGGCUCGUUAGUUUUAAGUAAAUAUUAAAAGGCAUCUUGACCUUCACAUGCUACUAUUGCGUCCAGUUUGAAGGAUGUUGUAAGCAAUCUUCACAGAUUAUUCUACUUCAAGGACUGAGGGUAUUUGAGAAAUAGUAAAUUUUUUCUUAUAAGCAACAUUUUUGGAUACUCGAAGGAUGUCCAGACCUGUCAGCUUGAGUCUGCUGCUACACGAUUGAAAAUUUGGCGGAGAGAAUUUAAUACCCACAUUAGUUUUGCUCCAAAUAUGAAAGACACGAUCUAUGAUUUUACAACAGUCUUCAGAUAGCUAGAAUUAGGAUAAGUUUUAGAGGUCCCACAGAUGACGCCACUUGAGUUACCUUCACCAAAUUUGCGUACUUAGUAGGAGACGCUUCCGCGAAAGACAAUACUUCCUUCUUGCCAUUUUGAAGGACAAGCAUUUUGCAAAAAUUAUGACUUGCUUAUUGUUAUCAUCCGAUUUUAUUUAUGUUAUUUAUCUAUAAUGGUCUAUAUUUCGCCAUAAAUACUUAAGGUAAGUAUUCUUAGGAUCCUACCUCUAACAUAAAUGUGUAUAUUUUUUAAAUGUUUCUUCCACACGAGCUACCCGAGUAAAUUUUGGUGCUUCAGUACCGACAAUGUCCGAACUCUUGUAAAUAUAUACCUCUUGUAUAAAAGAAUCGCAAUGUGUAACUUUAAAUCAGUAUUACUCUAUAUCUUGCUCAAAAAUUCGAUGUUGUGGAUCUUUUAUACCAGAUGAAACGUUUCAGUAUUUCCUGUUUUGUAACAUUACUAUCAACUUUUACAUACUCAUCGUAGUCUUAUACAUUUUUUUAGUAGAAUUAUUGCAUGUUACCUUUUUCUAAUAGAGUUGUUUACUGGUUGAGAUCUGUUACCAUUUUGAAUAUAGAUUCUAGUUAUUUAAGAUUGCCCUAGUCUCUUACAGUCUUUUAUAACUGAGAUUAACUGUUUUGUAUAAUGUACAUUUUAUAUAAAUAAAAGGAUUCAUAUGUAUAUACUUGCGUUUGGUGUUGGAAACGUCAUCUUGUACAUAUUUGCAGCCAUAUUUGUUUAAAUGGGCUUUUUGAUUUUCAGCAGUGGAGAUUGUUCGCGUUGUUGUAGAUUCGUUGUUUCAAG
This is a messenger RNA of Acanthoscelides obtectus, 2925 nucleotides long. The record is from the annotation of a GenBank genome assembly. Lineage: Eukaryota; Metazoa; Arthropoda; Insecta; Coleoptera; Chrysomelidae.